Molecule: messenger RNA, 1588 nt
Organism: Oryza sativa Japonica Group (Japanese rice)
Lineage: Eukaryota; Viridiplantae; Streptophyta; Magnoliopsida; Poales; Poaceae
Product: peroxidase 35
Biological process (GO): response to oxidative stress; hydrogen peroxide catabolic process
Molecular function (GO): heme binding; peroxidase activity
Source: RefSeq, a predicted model, not a curated record
CCCUCUCCGCUCGCCGCGGCCGUGGUCCGUGGACAUGGCAUGCAUCCACCGCACCGCGCCGCGCCGCGCACGCACGCAUCUCGGCGCGCGCCGCCACGCUAACUACCCCGGGCGACGCGAGUCAGUCCAUCCCCUCACCUUCCCCCACUCCGAGGAGACUUGGAGUCUACAUCACUCGACCAUAACUACGCUACCAGCCACUGCGCACGCACGACUCGCACACGCUCCUCGUCCCUUCUUCUACCGCGGCCGCGCGCUGUGUCAGUAGUGCGUGUUGGUUUGGGAGAGCUAGCGCGGCCGGCACAGCAUGGGAGCUGGGAUUCGGAUUCUGGUGGUGAUGUUGGCGGUCGCCGCCGCCGGGAGCGGCGUCGUGGCGCAGCUCAGGCGGGACUACUACGCCAGCGUGUGCCCCGACGUCGAGACCAUCGUGCGCGACGCGGUGACCAAGAAAGUGCAGGAGACGUCCGUCGCCGUCGGCGCCACCGUCCGCCUCUUCUUCCACGACUGCUUCGUCGAGGGAUGCGACGCGUCGGUGAUCGUGGUGUCGUCGGGGAACAACACGGCGGAGAAGGACCACCCGAACAACCUCUCCCUCGCCGGCGACGGCUUCGACACGGUCAUCAAGGCCAGGGCGGCCGUCGACGCCGUGCCGCAGUGCACCAACCAGGUCUCCUGCGCGGACAUCCUGGUCAUGGCCACCCGAGACGUCAUUGCGCUGGCCGGCGGGCCGUCGUACGCCGUGGAGCUCGGGAGGCUGGACGGGCUGAGCUCGACGGCGAGCAGCGUCGACGGGAAGCUGCCGCCGCCGUCGUUCAACCUGGACCAGCUGACAUCGCUGUUCGCCGCGAACAACCUGUCCCAGACCGACAUGAUCGCUUUAUCUGCGGCGCACACGGUGGGGUUCGCGCACUGCGGCACGUUCGCGAGCCGGAUCCAGCCGUCGGCGGUGGACCCGACGAUGGACGCCGGGUACGCGUCGCAGCUGCAGGCGGCGUGCCCGGCCGGCGUGGACCCGAACAUCGCGCUGGAGCUGGACCCGGUGACGCCGCGCGCCUUCGACAACCAGUACUUCGUCAACCUCCAGAAGGGGAUGGGCCUCUUCACCUCCGACCAGGUGCUCUACUCCGACGACCGCUCGCGCCCCACCGUCGACGCCUGGGCGGCCAACAGCUCCGACUUCGAGCUCGCCUUCGUCGCCGCCAUGACCAACCUCGGCCGCGUCGGCGUCAAGACCGACCCGUCGCAGGGCAACAUCCGCCGCGACUGCGCGAUGCUCAUCUGACGCCGCCGCGGGCGGCAUGGUCGUCGGCACGACGACGGCGGUCAGCGGCGGCCACUGCGGUUCUCUCAAUUGUUCAUAAAUAGUUUUAGCUGCAGCCUGCAGCGCUGAAGUUCUGAAAAAUAUACAACUAGCUUUUUAGAGCAAAAGUUUUAAUCAGUUAAUUAUAUUGGAAACCAGGAAUUAAGAUUAUUUUGUGCAUCUGAUAGUGGUGAAUCAAUUAAAUUACCUAGCUAGGCCAAAUGUAUUGUGUUUUUUAACUAUGGGAGCAAGAUAAAUUAUCUGAACAUGUUGUCAUUUUCAUCUGCA